This is a messenger RNA of Sinocyclocheilus anshuiensis, 3360 nucleotides long. Its product is annotated as probable ATP-dependent RNA helicase ddx6. The record is from RefSeq and is a predicted model, not a curated record. The coding region runs from base 925 to 2376 and encodes 483 amino acids. Lineage: Eukaryota; Metazoa; Chordata; Actinopteri; Cypriniformes; Cyprinidae. The transcript is spliced from 14 exons. Gene Ontology annotation, molecular function: nucleic acid binding; ATP binding; RNA helicase activity.
GCGUCCUCUGAGAUCGAUUCAACGCACGGCCAUGUUAAAUCUCUAGACGGAAGAGACAAAAGCCACAGCAACAAAGAAUAUUUCAAGAAACGUUCGAAGAAUUAAUCAAAUUCACGAAGAUUCAAAUCCUCCAGAAUUCGGAGGUAUUCCAGAAAUUCCUCCACUGAAGCGUUCAGGAACUGUGACAAAGAGAGGAGAGGAAAAACGAGACAUCGCUUAGCCAGAGUGGAAACUUUUAUGGACUGUUAACGUUAUUUUGGACUCGUAAUCCUGCAUUGACUUUCAGUUUGAAGUCCCUCAGUUUGGAGUUUUUCAGCUGGUUAAAUAGGAGCAAGUGACACUGAGCAAAGUUUGAAAUUCCUCAUGACGAAGAGAAUACAGGAAUUUUAAGAGCACAUUAUUAAGAACCUUUUGCUGAGCCUUGUGCUUUUGUAUGUAAAUACUUUAUACCUUUUUUUUUUUUUUUGAUACCAAAAAGAAUACAGAGGGUACUACAGGAUUUCUGCAAUCCAGCUGUUUAAAAAAAAAAAAAAAAAGUGAAUACUGUGUACAUUUUCAGGGAUAACGUAAAAAGUGACUUUUGAAAAGCAUUAAUAGAUUUUUUGCUAACUUGCAUUUUUGAAAACCCUUGUGUAAGACUUGAAGUUUACAAGUACCUGUUUGCUAGUUAUUUUGUACAUUGGCUCUAGGCUUGUUAUAUAUUUAUUCAUAUAAAUAUAAUUUUCUCCUAUAUUGGGAGAGCUUAUUAUAAACAAUUGUUAUACGCCAGGCACUCUUCUUUUUAAGAGGUCUGUACGUACUGGAAACUGUCUACACAAGCGCAGUGAGCGUAACAGUAAAACAGUUUAACGAAUAGUUGAAAAGUAGCCACACAAAAAAAGCAAAAAUUAAUUUGUUUGAAACCGUUGAGGAAAACAUCUGAAAAUGGCUACAGCGAGAACAGAGAUCCCUUCUUCAGUCAUGCCAAUGAGCAAACAGAAUGGACAGUCCAAGCCCUUGACCCUCCAGUCAGGAUCGCUUACUUCCUCAACACAGUCAGGAAAAACACCUGUGAUGCCCCAGAAAGGAAGCAGUAUACGCCAAAGCAGUGGCGGUAUCAGGUUUGGUGAUGACUGGAAGAAAUGCCUGCAGCUUCCACCGAAAGACUUGCGAGUGAAAACCACAGAUGUGACUGCAACCAAAGGAAACGAGUUUGAAGAUUACUGCCUUAAGAGGGAACUGCUGAUGGGCAUCUUCGAAAUGGGCUGGGAGAAGCCUUCCCCUAUCCAGGAAGAGAGUAUUCCUAUUGUCUUGUCAGGGAGGGACAUUCUUGCCCGAGCUAAAAAUGGCACAGGUAAAAGCGGAGCCUACCUCAUCCCCCUCUUGGAAAGGAUUGACCUGAAGAAGGACUAUGUUCAAGCCAUAGUGUUUGUACCUACUCGUGAGUUGGCUCUUCAGGUGAGCCAAAUAAGUAUCAACAUGAGCAAGCACCUUGGUGGCGUCAAGAUUAUGGCUACAACAGGUGGCACUAACCUGAGGGAUGACAUCAUGCGUCUUGAUGAGACUGUACAUGUUAUAAUAGCUACCCCAGGAAGGAUCCUGGACUUGAUAAAGAAAGGUGUGGCCAAGGUUGACAAAGCUCAGAUGAUUGUGAUGGAUGAGGCUGAUAAGUUGCUUUCUCAAGACUUUGUGGUGCUCAUUGAGGACAUCAUCAGCUUCAUGCCCAAAAAACGCCAGAUUCUGCUCUAUUCUGCCACUUUCCCCAGCAGUGUGCAGAAGUUUAUGUCCAAACACCUUCAGAAGCCAUAUGAAAUCAAUCUGAUGGAUGAGCUGACACUGAAAGGCAUCACUCAGUACUAUGCUUAUGUUACAGAAAGACAGAAAGUGCACUGUCUCAACACACUGUUCUCCAGACUUCAAAUCAACCAGUCAAUCAUCUUCUGUAACUCCACCCAAAGGGUGGAACUCCUUGCCAAGAAGAUCACACAACUAGGCUAUUCCUGCUUUUACAUCCAUGCCAAGAUGAUGCAGGAAUACAGAAAUCGUGUGUUCCAUGACUUCAGAAACGGACUGUGUAGGAACCUGGUCUGCACAGAUCUUUUCACAAGAGGAAUUGACAUCCAGGCUGUCAAUGUAGUCAUCAACUUUGACUUCCCCAGAAAUGCAGAGACAUAUCUACACCGCAUUGGUCGAUCAGGUAGGUACGGUCACCUGGGAUUGGCCAUUAACCUGAUCACCUCAGAAGAUCGUUUCAACCUAAAGGGCACUGAGGACCAGCUGAUGACUGACAUAAAGCCCAUACCCAGCAGCAUUGACAAGAACCUGUAUGUGGCAGAGUUUCACACCAUGAACCCUGAUGAAGAGGAGGCUGCUCACAAAGCAGGCGAGCUUAAUUAACCCUUACCGGAGAAUAAAGGGACCUAUGCUUGGCAUUCUGCACAAUUUCUACUGAAGACAGGCGCAAAGAUGACUCGUUUUGUUUGUUUGUUGUAGUUUAUUUUCUCACCAAAUGCUUCAAGGGUCUGGAACUGGCAUGGUAAAAUGUGAUCAGCUGCCACACAUUUAUGGGCUAGUAUGAAGUCAUUAGAUUUGUUCUCGAUGGACUCACUGAGGCAGCUUACCCCUUUUCCAUUUGGAGCACAAUAAGCCACUGUUGUUUGGACCCAGAGCACUGGUGAAGACCAUUCACCGUUCAUAACUGCUGUUCAUGAGGAUUUCUUUCCCUUUUAUUUCCCGGAAAGAUGAAAUAGAAAAUGCUGGCAGUCAAGAGGGUGCCUCUUAUACCUCAAACCCAUAAAUCGCUUGUUUUCUGUUUGACCCACCAUUCUGUUGGUAGUAAACCGUACCUAGCUCGGCAUUGGCUGGGUGAGCAAUAGAUUUGGUUGUCCAACAACCAGGUAACCCAGUUCAGAUGUUUGGUGAGGCUGGACUUCAAUUUCAGCAGUUCAGCCUGCAUUUUUGAAAACUGGGGGACAGUUCUAUAUGCUCUUCUUUUUCCCCCUGUUGAAACGUACAGUCAGGUUUUAUUUCGAAAAAAACUGUGUAAUGUGAUUGAUCAGAUUCAGUCUUUCCCCUGGUGGUGUCUAAUGCACAGAAACAGACAGAGUAAUGAGUAAUGUAUUUUACAACAUAUCAGCACAAAUGCUGUGAUGAAAUGACAGCUGUAAUAAAGUUGGUAGCUCUUGAAAUGUAAACUUUUGUGUCCCCUGUUGUAUGUGUUGAAUUGUGCUCUCUUUGCCAUGUGUUGUAUUAAGUAGAAGCUGUGUGUUUUACUGCGAGGAUUCAUGGAAGAAUGGCCAAAGCUUUUUGCUCCAAAUGUUAAUGACAGCCUAUCCUGUCCCUUCUCUUUUAAGCAAAAUAAAGUCCAGCAUAUUCUCCAAA